Molecule: messenger RNA, 8684 nt
Organism: Pectinophora gossypiella (pink bollworm)
Lineage: Eukaryota; Metazoa; Arthropoda; Insecta; Lepidoptera; Gelechiidae
Gene: RpS19a
Product: 40S ribosomal protein S19a
Exons: 32
Coding region: 117-7163 (2348 amino acids)
Biological process (GO): ribosomal small subunit assembly; post-Golgi vesicle-mediated transport; translation
Cellular component (GO): cytosolic small ribosomal subunit; Golgi apparatus; membrane
Molecular function (GO): structural constituent of ribosome; protein binding; RNA binding
Source: RefSeq, a predicted model, not a curated record
CCGGUUGCCAACACAAGGCAAGGUAGGUGUCGUGCGUGAACCACAUGGUUUUUCUAGUUUAUUUCCUAGUGUAAUCAUUGAAUCUAGUGAAAUAUUUGUGAUUUCUAGUGUAAAAGAUGCGUUCCGUCACACUCAAGGAUGUCGAACAAGACAAGGUCGUCAAGGCCCUCGCCGCUCACUUGAAGAAGACCGGCAAAGUCAAGGUACCUGAACACAUGGACCUGGUGAAGACCGCUCGUUUCAAGGAGCUGGCUCCUUAUGAUCCUGAUUGGUUCUACGUACGCUGUGCUGCUGUCCUCCGUCACAUCUACAUCCGCUCCCCAGUUGGAGUCAAGACCGUCACCAAGAUCUUCGGUGGCCGUAAACGCAACGGUGUCACUCCCUCACACUUCUGCAGGUCGUCUGGCAGCAUCGCCCGCAAGUCGCUACAGGCUUUGGAAGCCCUGAAGCUCGUCGAGAAGGUCCAGGAUGGUGGCCGCAUUCUCACCGUGCAGGGCAGGCGUGACCUCGACAGAAUCGCCGCUCAGGUCCGCCUAAAGGCCAAGCAGGCCGCCAGGCAACAGGUCAUCGUUCUUAUAAUUCAAUUUACGAGUUUAGUUGGAUGUGUUUGGAUAUGCAGUGAUAACAAAAUGUUGGAGGCAUUUGGACGUCGAGUCGGUUUGCUCGCGGCAGUGUGUUUAUUUUCAUUUGUAUUGAGUGAGGGACAGCAUGAGUUUACGGGGAGAAAUUUGUACGUGGCAGAAGAUCCUCAGUCUAGGGCUAAAAGAUUUGUGAUAAACAAUAUUCCAGAGAACGAUGAAAGCUCGCAUUUAGAAAGAAGAAAACGCGGUGCUUCAACGUCACUGCCGGCCGCGUUACAGAGAAAUAUUAGUACUUGGACUACCCACCUGAAUGACAGUCAUCAGCAGUUGAUGGUCCACUGGGUGGGAGAGGGCUCCAAUGUCAUCAUCUGUCUGGCCAGAGACUCAAGUCCAAGGAACAAGGGGGUGGUCUCCCCCUCAGCCCUGUUCAUCUCUUAUGACUAUGGCAAGAUGUUCACCAACAAAACUGAGAACUUCAGACUGGGGGAUGCAGAGGACAGUGGUUAUGCACAGUUGGAUAAAUUCUUCAAUCAUCCAAAAUAUCCUGAAUUUUGCGUAUUUGUGGACUCAACGAACAAGAAGCUAUAUUACACCAGCGACAACGGCCGUAACAUCCACAGAUCAGACCUGAACUUCCACCCCAGUGAACUGGCAUUUGAUGAGGAGUUUCCCGACAAAUACGUCAUUUUGGACAAAGUCGAUUCGAAUCGUAAGCUGUACCUAACGUUAGACGGAGGGAAGACGUUUAAGCACAUUCAGAGUUUCGUCAAGACAUUCUUCUGGUCGUCCGGGCCGGAGUUCCCGAAGGCCUUCUACGUGGAGCGGUGGAAGCCUGACGGCACCAGCACAGUCCUCACCGUCCCCGAUCCUAUGGAUAUGACGGCAGCCGUGAAACUGGUGGAGGAUGCCAAAGACUUCCACAUCAAAGGAGAUUUUAUGUUCGCGACGAAGCAGUCGAAGGAGAGAAAUACUCUAGACUUCUACAUCUCACACCAAAGAGGGCCAUUCUUUAAGGCUGAAUUCGAAACGGAACUGGACCUAAGAAAGUUCCACAUCGCAGAUGUUACUGACAAACGUAUAUUCGUCUCUGUCAUGCACACAGAAACCUUAGCGGACCUAUAUGUUUCGGAGAUCAGCAAAAAUUUCACGCAAUACAACUUCGUUUUGAGUAUGGAGCAGAUUCUCUGCUACUUCCCUGAUGGCAACUGGAAAGAUAGCUGGUUGGAAGAUGUGACAGAAGACCCGUUCACGGACCUGUACAGAGUAGAAGGCUUGAAGGGCAUCUACAUAGCGUCUAGAGUGGACUCCAAGGCGCCUGUGGCCAACAUCGGACCAGAACAUCUCAUUUCCCUGAUCACUUUCGACCACGGCGUCACAUGGUCUCCUAUCAAUCCGCCCACGGAAGACGAAAAUGGCAAACCACUGAGCUGCCAUAUCGAGAACUCGUGCAGUCUACACUUGUGCCAGAAAUUCAGUCAACUGUAUCCAGUGACAAGCCCGCCUGGAAAUGUUACCAAUCAAAACUUAAGAUCGGCAAGUAUAAUGAGUUCGAAAUCAGCACCUGGAAUCAUUAUGGCGACCGGAGUAAUGGGCAAGUCCCUAAAAGGAAUCCCUGGAGUAUACAUGAGUCGCGACGCAGGGCUAACGUGGAAGAGAAUCCUCAAAGACUACUACUUCUUCAACUAUGGCGACCACGGCGGCGUUCUCGUUGCGGUGAAAUACUUCAAAUCCCGCGGAGAAACCAGAAAGAUCCUGUACUCGACCAACGAGGGCAUCGAAUGGAACUCCUAUCAGUUCAAUGCCGACGACCUCCGCAUCUACGGACUGAUGACCGAGCCCGGCGAGAAUACAACCACCUUCACUAUGUUCGGCUCUGCUAAUGAACAACACCAGUGGAUAAUUAUAACCAUUGACCUACUUAAUACUUUCGCUCGGAACUGUACUAACGACGACUACAAAUUCUGGUCACCUUCGCCGCCAAAUUCUUCCGUGUCAUGCGUUCUUGGCCAGAGAGACACAUUCCAGAGACGACUCGCUCAUACAAACUGCUAUAAUGGAAUCAACUACGAUAGGCCCGUGCAAAAGCAAGUGUGUCAAUGUAGCAGACGUGAUUACGAAUGCGACUUUGGUUUCAUGCUCUCAGGAAACGAAUGUAUUCGUAACAAAACUGUCAAGACCGAUCCUUAUGCUACACCGCCUCAAUGUCGACCUGGACAUUUCUACACACGCACAAAGGGCUACAGGAAAAUCGAUGGCGAUGUAUGCACUGCUUCCGCUUAUUUGCCUUAUGAACCAGACGUAACUCCAUGCCCGAUAGGACUACCACAAGAAUUCUUAAUAGUCGCUUUGAGGGACAAAAUCGCACGCAUAGACUUGUCGGACAACUCUACCAUCGUCCCAGUGCAAGGCCAGAAGAACAUAGUUGCAGUUGAGUUUGACAUAAAGAACAAUUGUAUUUAUUGGGCUGACAUUCAGCUGGAUCAGAUCAGUCGCCAGUGCUUCAACAACGGAACGACACAAGAGGUCGUCGUUGAUACUGACCUAGCCAGCAUCGAAGGAAUGGCCUUAGACUGGAUUUCUAACGUCUUAUUCUUCGUUGACGGUAUGAGAAGGAAAAUAGAGGCUGUAAGGACUGACUUGACUAGUCAAGGAAGAAUGCGUGCGACUAUUUUAGAUGCCCAUGUAUUAUCGAAGCCCAGAGGCAUUGCCGUGCAUCCUAAAGCUGGAUAUCUUUACUGGACUGACUGGGACCGAAGCAACCCAUCCGUCUCAAGGUCAAACUUAGACGGAAAAGACGUGAAGAAGCUUUUUGGGAAACCGAUCGUACAGUGGCCUAACGGAAUCACAAUCGAUCAGAUGUCAGAAAGGAUUUACUGGGUCGACGCUAUGGAGGAUUACAUUGCCAGCGCAGAUUUGAACGGUCGUUACUUCAAGAGGAUAUUGUGGAACGACGAAAAAGUGUCGCAUCCGUUUGCCGUUGCAGUACUCAAGGACAAGAUGUACUGGGACGAUUGGAAAGCCAAGUCCAUCUUCAUAGCGGACAAAGAUACUGGCGCGAAUGUGGUGACGAUCAACGAUUCUCUAACUAGCUUGAUGGAUUUGAAAGUAUUUGCUCAUUUCGUCCAGCAUGGAAGCAAUGCUUGCUCAUAUAAGAACACAAGCUGCGAUACUCUGUGUCUCGGAGGGCCGGGCAAUACUUUCAGCUGCCUUUGCCCUGAUGGUUUCGAGAGGGUUAAUGGGAAGUGUAUUUGCCCUAAUGGUGUACAGGCUGCCCCGAAUAUGACAUGUCCUAAGAAACCUGACGGCUCCUGCAGUGCUGGCCAGUUCGCCUGCCAGAACGGGAUGUGCAUAGCUUCAGCGUGGAGGUGUGACGGAAAUAACGACUGUGGGGACCUGUCUGAUGAGCUAGGCUGUCAAUGUACGCCGCCCAUGAUCCCGUGCGAUGACGUCAAGUGCUUCUUACCUGCAUGGCGAUGCGACGGAGAUUUUGAUUGCGCUGAUUUGACUGACGAGAAGGAUUGCGGUCACCGCAACUGCACGGAGAAUGAAUUCCAGUGCGGCACAGGACAAUGCAUAGAGAAGAAAUGGGUUUGUGACGGCGAUAACGAUUGUAAAGACGGCUCUGAUGAACGGAACUGCACUAUCCCAAAACGUCCUGACACUGUGAACUGCUCAGUGAACGGGUUCGCUUGCGGCAGCGGCAGCGACGCCCUCUGUAUCCCCAGCUCGUGGGUGUGCGACGGAGAAAGAGACUGUCCUGGCGGCGAGGAUGAGCGAGACGAAAGAUGCAGGAACUCCACCUGCGCGCCGUAUAUGUUCAGGUGUCCAAGCGGCAAGUGUAUCUUCAAGGCUUGGGUUUGCGACGGCGAAAACGAUUGUAGCGACGACAACGCUUCAGACGAGAAAAACUGCACAAUCAUUGGCCAUUCGAAGUUAAUACCGCGACCGGCAACUGAAAACAAGCCUGAAUUCGCCUUAAACACUUCUUGCCUCGAAUGGAUGUUCAAAUGCGACAACGGCAACUGUCUUCCGUAUUGGUGGAGGUGUGACAGCAUCAACGAUUGCGGGGACAAUUCUGAUGAAGUGGGCUGUGGAAUGUUCACGCCUGAGACGAGCUCCGUGCGACCGGAACAUGAGGCGUUCUCUCCGAAAUGUGGGAAGGCCCAAUUUAUGUGCUCGCCGGGAGUAUGCAUACCCUUGCAAUGGGUGUGCGACACGGCAGAAGACUGCGCGGACGGUCUCGACGAGCGCGGUUGCAAGGACCCCAUCACACGUAUACAAACCUGUGCGGCCGACGAGACACCGUGUUUAGACGGGCGAGGGUGUGUGCUCAACUCCAAGCUGUGUGAUGGUCGGAGGGAUUGCAGCGAUGGAAGCGACGAGGCGACUUGUGGACGCAUUGGCCACAAACCAAGUGCGGAUUGCCCGAAUGGGUUUCUCUGCGAUGAUGGCACGCUCUGCGUGUCUCAAGGCUCCCUCUGCAACGGACACCAGGACUGUUACGACGGCUCUGACGAAGCCAACUGCUCCAGUUCUAGUGACUCCAUCAGGAAUACUCAGUUCCAAGGUAUGGGCGUGGAUCAGCUGUCGAUAAACUCGACGAGUUUCCUCAUAUCCUGCUGGAUGGCGCAACAGAAGAUGGUACAGUACAGCUUCCUGCCAUCUAUCUCCAAAGUCAGCGACGGCAUUUGGAAAAAUAUGACCUGGACCAAUGAUAGUAUUUACAGUUUUACUUACAGAUUCACCGACUUGGAGCCGUACACAGAAUACAACGUCACUUUCUACCUCCGAGAUAGCAAAUCUAAAACUAUUUAUGCGUCGAACAAGUACUACAAUACUACUACUGGAGAAGGAGUACCAUCUCCGCCCCGUCGCAUCGGCGUACGGCAGAGGAUAGGCCAUCGAGUGGACGUAUUAUGGGAUGCCCCAGAGCACCCUCGCGGCGUCAUACGCUCCUACACCAUACACUACGCCCCGCCUAUACCGCCGGUCAAGAAGGAAGUACCCAUGUUGUGGCACCCGCCGAACAACAAGUCCAUUUCUGAAACCAUCGACGGAUUCUUCAAACCAGAGACUAACUAUUCCUUCUGGGUAACAGCUCACAACGGUGCAUUCUCAUCCGAAUCAUCAGAGGUGGCGUACCUGGUGUUCGACGAUAUCGGCGACGUCGACGAUCUGGUCAACGUGAGCAUGUCCCGACUGAACGAUACCGCGGUCUAUCUCGAAUGGCACCAGAUCAGAGGCAUUGAAGGCUACUUCGUCAGAAUACUCGCGCCGAGGGAGUACGAUAUGUCCGACGUCGUCAAUACUACAGCUACUAAUAUAACAUUAAUCGACUUACCAACCGGCGUGCAAGUAUACGUGGACAUAAUGGCUUACAAGGGCGAUGUCUUCGGCAACCCCUUCACAAUUCCUCUACCUAUCGUGGGUAUCCCAGAUGAGAGUUUGAACCUUACUGCCAAGCUAAUAAAGGAGAGGCGAACGGCUGUAGAACUGUCGUGGACGCGGCCUACCAGUGAUAGAUAUAAGAACAAAGAGUUGGAGUACAGGGUGCACUACAGUCACUUGAAGAACGGCUUGACUAGUACGGGAAUGAUGCAUCCCCAGAAAUUGAUCACCAAGGACACAACUGUCAUCAUAAGCGGUUUCCACGCGUGUGAGAGUUACUUAUUCGCAGUGGGCCUACGCAGCGGUCCGCUCUCUAAGCCCGUGGAAAUUAUCACCAGGGAGAAUGCCAAAGCUCCAAUAAAGAAUCUUCACUUCAACUUCUUAGAGGACAAGUCUCAACUGGAGAUUAUAUGGAACGCCAAUUGUGAUGUGCUUCGUGAGCCUGUCGCUUACAAGCUGUUCAUAACAGAGGAGACUCGAGAGAAAGUGAGCAGGUAUCGGCUGAACCCGACGAUCAACACAACACUCACGCACAUCAUAAACGAUGUGCCGACCGGCGCGCGAUUCAAAAUCUGUAUUGAAGCCGACGUGAGCGGGUCUGCGGAGACGUGCGCGGCGGUGCGCAGCGGGCGCGUGGCGGCGCCGACCGGCGUGGUGGCGUGGCAGGCGCCCAACGGACACGUCAUGGUCAGCUGGCAGCCGCCCGCCGGGGACACGCUCGCCGAACACAAGUACGAAGUAAUAGUCUCAGAGAAGGAGAUUCCAGACGAUAUGUUGCACCCGACAAAAGAUAUGAAGACGGCCAUAGCGGAACACUCCCCGAUCCUCGUCGUGUCCUACACCACAGCCAGUCCCCUGUACGUCAGCGUCAGAACUGUCACCAAGGACGGGUACUACAGUGACCUUAGCGAAGUUCAUACGCUUAAUAUGGAAGGCAUGGCUGAGCCUCAAUCAGCAAUGGGCGCCAUAUGGUGGGGCGCGGGCGCGGCCGUCAUCGUGGGCAUCGCACUGGGAGGCGCCUUGCUGCACCUCGCCAUACGACACCGCCGGCUCACGCGCUCCUUCCUGAGGUUCACCUCGCACACACCGCGGUACGACAGUCGACGGGGACAAGCCACUAUUGGAGAUCAUGACGACGAUGACGUGCCUCCAAUCCACGGCUUCUCAGACGACGAGCCGCUAGUAAUCGCGUGAGCUGAAACAAUGUGAUGAAUGUGAUCUUGUCAUUAUCUAGUAUUCGUAUUGCGCCGCCUGAACUUCACAUCUACAUACUAAAAACAUUAAAAUUUUCGUAACAUUGUUUUCGAAAACUUAAGCACGAUUUAUACUAACACUGCACGUCCGCUGAGUGGAAUCGGACUGGACGCAAGCCGAUAUUUGCGAAUUGCUAUAUGUUGUCAUGGCAACGUACGGACAGAAUUUACCGAAUCAGUACAAAGCUAGAAAUCUUGGCCGUCCCUCCUCCGAUUCCACUCAAGUAGACGCGUAGCUUUAGCGUCGCUGUUCGAAGGUACCGAGAUUGGAGCUCUAGCUAUGUACAGUCAUGAGCAAUAUAAUAUACCCACUUUAGGACUCUGUCGCACUAACAUAUUUGACAUUUAGUGAGACUUACUAUUCAAUUUGUCAAAAAAGUUAAUGUGACAUGGUACCAAAGUGUAUACGUAUUAAUGUUCGUGACCGUACAGAUUAACACCAGUGUUGUGUACAGAUUCUGGGUACCUUCGCUCCAUUACGAUUAGUAUGAAUUAUGCCUAAUGCGCAAUGCCUUUAGAUAAGUAUAAAUUUAAAAAGUUUUCAAACCACGUGCACAUAGGAUUUGUGUUUAUUUUUUUUUAUUUUGUAUUUUUUUUUUCGUAAAUUGUAGGUGUAGUCCAGGCAUUUAGCCGCGCAUUGUAGACAAAUUUGCAUUUUAUUAUCAUUCGCUUGUGUUGUGAUGGUCGAUAUACUACAUCUCUUUCAUCUGUGCAUGUCACAGAACAACAAAAAGACAUAAGUAAAAAAAUAGUAAAACAUAUAUAAUGUAUUUCAUAUAAAAAUGUAAACGCUUUCCCUAAAUAUUAGCUUCGCUAUCACAAUGCAAAUUAAAGUUAAUGUUAUUGAAACAUAAUUAAUUGCCUACAAUUGCCCAGAGUAUUAUUAUGGUUUAUCAAUUAUAACUACUUAGUGAUGUUAAGGGACUAGAAAAAUGUUUACGUGUCUGAUUUUAUAUUUCUCAUCCGUAAAGCUAAUUGUAAACUUUGUAGGAUUCAGAAAUAUAAGAUUAAGCGUAGGCUAUGAAAAAAAGGGCUGUAAAUUGUAAAGACUUGUUAUUUUGUGAAUUUUUAUCUUCAUGUAUCUUUUGCUCAUCUCAUAAAAUUGUUGUAGAGAAAAGUAUAUAAUAACCGCAACUAUCUCAUUCAUUAUUUUAUUAUUAUUUUUAAAAGUUCGACACCAAAGAUCGUCGUAAGUACAAUUUAAAUAAUUUAUUGUAAACCCCUAAGGACUGUGUUGAACUUCUUAGUAUAAUUUCGUUAGUAGAUCUCGACAUUCCCCAUAAAUGUUUAUACAUUUUUUACUGUUUGUGUUUAGUUCCUAAAGUGUAUUGUAGACAUCAACGAAAAUGAUCAGUCUAGUAUGUUAUUUUUUAAUUUUCAAACAAAGUGUAUGGGCUGGUCUCUGAAACAGAAAGUAAAUAAAUAGGAACAUUAUAUGAACGAAUAAAACAAAUAAAAAUAA